Molecule: messenger RNA, 18235 nt
Organism: Podarcis lilfordi (Lilford's wall lizard)
Lineage: Eukaryota; Metazoa; Chordata; Lepidosauria; Squamata; Lacertidae
Source: the annotation of a GenBank genome assembly
AUGACGGGUUUGUAUCUAUUGACUACAAUACAAGAUGACUCUUUGGCUGAGGGGUGGGGGGAAAAGUGCAAAUAUAGCCUUGGAGUGACCUCUGUACAAAAGUAGGCAUUGUUACAAAGCUAGAAGAAACUCAAGAGUGAUAACGAACAGUACGAGAAAAUAAUAAUUAUUGGGACCCUCGAUCGGGGGGGAACGGGAAGUUACCACUGAAAUUAUGAUGUGAUGAAAUUCAUGUAUCUUUUGAAAGCUCUGUAUCUUUUUGAUUUUGCGCCUAUGAUUUGUACUUACCAUAAAAACUCAAUAAAGCAUUAAAAAAAGAGACUACAAUACAAGAUGACUCUUUGGCUGGAAAAAGAAGAACUGCAAAUACUAACUGAUUAAAUACUAAUUUAAACACAUUGGUUUGCAAUUACAUGGAGUAGAACCCUUAAUCAUCUAAACAACUAGAGACAUCUCACAAGACAGGGACACAGCACACACCUGGCUUGAAGGGAGACUUUAUUGAUAAUUUUGAGUUGAUUGAUUUAACUGAAAUAACCUCCCACAGAAACAUGUUUGGUUUCAAGGGAGUAGGGCUGGGUGCUAGGAAUUAAAAACUCCAGCAGUUAUUGUUUGUGGUGUCCUGAGGCUCCUGUACUUUUACAGCUUAUUGGAAUAGCCUGGAAAUAAAGUUUACUUGAAGUUUUCAAUGGCUGCAGAUUUUAAAAGCCAGGACUUUACUAUUUCCCAGUGCGACCACUUCACAGCUGUCCAUGGAGGCGCAGGUCAAUUCUGUGUCCAGGGUGGCUGUCUCCCAGCUCCAUCUGGUACGCAGGAUGAGACCCUACCUCUCCGCAGACUGUCUCGCCAGAGUGGUGCAUGCUCUGGUUAUCUCCUGCUUAGAAUACUGCCAUGCGCUCUUUGUGGGGCCACCUUUGAAGGUGACCCAGAAGCUACAAGUAAUCCAGAAUGCAGCAGCUAGACUGGUGACUGGGGGCGGCCGCCGAGACCACAUAACACCGGUCUUGAAAGACCUACAUUGGCUCCCAGUACAUUUCUGAGCAAAAUUCAAAGGGUUGGUGCUGAUCUUUCAAGCCCUAAACGGCCUCAGUCCAGUAUACCUGAAGGAGCAUCUCCACCCCCAUCGUUCUGCCCGGACACGGAGGUCCAGCUCCGAGGGCCUUCUGCCAGUUCCCUCCCUGAGAGAAAUGAAAUUACAGGGAAACAGGCAGAGGGCCUUCUCAGUGGUGGCACCUGCCCUGUGGAACGCCCUCCCACCAGAUGUCAAGGAAAUAAACAACUCCCUGACUUUUAGAAAACAUCUGAAGGCAGCCCUGUUUAGGGAAGCUUUUAAUGUUUAAUAGCUUUUAAUAUUUGAUGAAUUAUUGUAUUUUUAUAUUUUGCUGGAAGCCACCCAGAGUGGCUGGGAAAACCCAAUCCGAUGGGUGGGGUAUAAAUAAAUUAUUAUUUCCUCCCCCCCUUUCCCCCCUAUUAUGUUUUUACUGUAAUUUUAUUGGUGUCAGCUGCCCUUAGCCCGGCUCUGGCUGGGGAGGGCAGGGUAUAAAUAAAACUUAUUAUUAUUGUUAUUAUUAUUAGAGCAGCUGACUAGCAGUUUUAUUUAAGCAACAGGAAUAAGCACAACUGAGUCUAUGGAGGACAUAAUUGUUAACUAAAUGAUUAAAAAACACCACCACCAGUGGUGUUCUUCUUAAACCGACUCUCCUGACUGUUCCCUGCUUGAAUUCUAGCAAGCGGCAUCCCUGCCAAAAUCGUGGCCGCCGUUGAUGUGAACACAGUGGCCAAUGAGGUUUACAUUCACAACUUUCCCGCCACCCCACUGUGGCCUAAGACAAUCGAGGUGAGUAGUCGGGACGAUGCGAAACUAAUUCCCUUGCAAAUUCGGAGUUCUGAUCUCAGUCCGGGUUAAACUGACAGGUCAACUUGAUAAAUUAACAGGAAGGAUCCAAGGCCUAUGAGACCACAGAUUCACUGAAGACUGGAGUAAAUUUGUAGACUAUUUGAAAAGUAUUUGCGAUGAAUAAUUAACGUUUGUAGGUUUGCAAGAGGCUCUGUGAAAAUAAUAUUAGAAAUAUUGUAGAAAAGGGAAUAAGAGGCAGGAGGUUUUUAAUAAAAGGCAAUAUUAGAUUAAGAAAUGCGGAAGAAGGACUAAAACGGAGGAUUUGCAGAAGAGCUGAGGGAACUCAAAAAAAUGUAUUUGUGAAAAAUUGUGUUACGUGUUUUUAUAUUUUUGUAUUGCAAAAUGAAUAAAAAAAUAAUUAAAAAAAAAGGAGAGAGGGAGGUUGGUCAUGUGGAAGUGGAAGCGCCCCUAGUUAUAAAUGGAUUGCAUUUGUCUUUCUUUUGCAGUUGAAAUGGAAAUAUCCUUGCUUUUGGAAUAGGCACACACAAUUAAGAGCCAAAAAUUUGUUUUUGUCUCAGUAGCUUACAUAAACCUGGAAACAAUAUUAUAGCCACUUAUCCUGCAUGGAAUAUAUCCUUGCUGGAAAAGAUUUUUUGUUUUGUUUUUACUAGUUAUACCAAACCAUUGUAGGUUGCAAAAUGUCAUGGAUAUGGUAAAUAACAUGUUGAAGUAAAUUUAAAAAUCUAGGCUUUGCUUGAAAAAUAAAUAAAUAAAUAAACUGACAGGUCAGGAUUUGUAAGAAAGCGAACUAGGUGUUUCCACCAAAGCCACAGGGACCCGUGUUGCUAGUUAACUUUGAGGCUGGAUUACUGUAAAGCCGUCUUAUGUGGGUUUGCCCUUGAACCCAGAUCAGACAUUGCAGUUGGUACAUUAUGUUGCAGAUAGGGUGCCGUCAGGGCCAGAUUUAGGUUUGAUGCGGCCCUCAGCUCCUGAAGGUAAUGGGGCCCUUGAUAUGUCCAGCUGUCCUUUGUCAACAACAAAUUAUUGCCGUUUUUGUGUGUUGAAUAUAUGCUAAUUUAUGGACCCAAUAGGUAUCUCAAGUCAUUUGCACAUGCAGAAUGUAGGCACCCUAUAUAUAGAAAGGAGCAAACCUGUGAUAUUUUAGGGAGCAGGCUAGCAGGUGGGGCCCCUGACUUCCAUCAUAGGAGCCAACACAACACAAACAGUAAAAUAAUAAUAAUAAAAUUUUAUUUAUAUCCCGCCCUCCCCAGCCGAAGCGAGGCUCAGAGCAAACAAAACACUGUUGCUGUAUUUUAAUUUGUUUUUUUAUCUUAUAUUUUGGAAAUGUACAUCUAGUUCCCCCCCACCCUUUAAUUUUUUUGGGGGCCCCCAAGAGAGUGGGGCCCUGAGCUAUAGCUUGUUCAGCUUAUAUAUAAAUCCAGCACUGGGCGGCCUCCUGUGAACACAAAUCACUCGCCCUUAAAUAACUGUGUUCACUGCCGGUUCACUCCCUGUAUGGGACAGCUCAGCUGCAUAUUCCUGCAUUUCAGCGGGUUGGACUGGAUGAUCUCCAGGGUCCCUUCCAAGUCUACAAUUCUAUUGACUCUAUGACUGCCUAGCACCUUUGUUCGAGCAUCGACAACUCUCUUAAAAAUGCUGUGUUUUCUUCUUGUGGGCAUUUAAAUUUUAACAAUGUUUUGAAAGGUUUCUAAUCUAUUUUAAUUUUAUUUUUGUAAGCUUCCACUGUUAAUCUCAUUGGAAUAACUUUGGAGCUGUUCCUGCUGUUCUCUUAAAGGGAUUAGCUAAUAAAAUUCUGGGCUAUGCACAGUCCUCAUGGCUCUUUGACGUGACUUAACCGCAACUGCAAAGAACAUCGUCUGUGUAUUAGAGAAUGGCUCUCCUUAUGACAAAACACAUGGAUUUAGCAGCGUUACUUUUAUAAGCUAAAGCGGCAACAUGCAAAAUGGAAUGUGAACACAUCCUAUUUUAACACAGAAGGAAAGAAUGAAAGCCCUUUGUGGCUUAGGGCCCUCGUAUUUAUGGGACCGCCUCUCCUGGUCUGCCCCACAGAAGACCUUAAGGUCCAUGAACAACCAUAGUUUAGAGGUCCCGGGCCCUAAGGAAGUCAGAUUAUCCUUCCCCCAGGGCCAGGGCCUUCUCAGUGGUGGCUCCAACCUGGUGGAAUGCUCUGUCCCAUGAGACCAGGGCCCUGCAGGAUUUAACUUCCUUCCGCAGAGCCUGUAAGAUAGAGCUAUUCCACCUGGCUUUCAAUUUGAACUUAGCCUGAUCUUUUAUUCCCCUUCCUUCCCUCCCCUCCCCUUUUUAUGAAGAUUACCCACUCUGGGAUCCCACAGCUAAUUCUCCCCUGGUCUCCUCGCUGGCCCAAAUAAGGACUAAUUUAGCCAGCUGGUCCUGGUGAUCAUCAAAUGUUUAUUGGAUGGAUUUCCCCCCUAAAUUGAUUUUUGAAUUCUGAAUUUAUUGUUAUUCACGUUUUAUACUGUAUUUUAUGCUGUUUUUUGUUGCAUCAAUUAAGUUUUAAAUUUAUUGUUAGCUGCUCUGAGCCCGGUUUUCUGAACUGGGAAUGGCAGGGUAUGAAUAAAAAAUUAUUAUUAUUAUCAUUCAUAAUGUAAAAUGCCUAACUGAUUUAUUUAUUUAGGGAAUAUCCCUGAAGGACUUUGACAGGUUGUCUUUCGAUAUGAUCUUGAUGAGCCCUCCUUGUCAACCCUUUACGAGGUGCGUGUUUCAAAUUCCCCGUUUCUGUUUAAAAGGAGAGGAAAACAUGUGCUGAUGUAGAUCUUAUGGUAUUAAAUGCUUCCAGAAGGGAUAUCGGAUAGCUUGACUUUUUUUUCAUUUAAGGUUGUUUUUUUUUUAAUGAAGUACAAUAGUACAAAAAUUAAUGACAUUUAAUAAAGUAAAAAAACAAAAAACAAUACUCUUAGAUGUACAUUGCACCAGGCUAAAUGAUAAAACCUUUAGAUAUAUAUGGUGGCGUACAAAUUUAAUAAAUAAAUAUUAAUAAAUUUAAUUAAUAAAUAUUAAGUUUUACUUGCAGUCAACCCACUGAGAGUAAUCUCUCUAAGUUAGGCAUGUCUGUUAAUUCCAAUGGGUCUACCCUGAGUAGGGCUUCCACACCAAACUCUUAUUUGUGUGAAAUGAAAGAUGGAAUAAAUUCUCUAGUCAGAACUCAGAGCUCCAUGCAAGAAAGUUGAGUCACGUUUGCCAAUAGCUUUGAUUCUCUUCUCUUCCUUGUCUGCAGAAUCGGCCGACAGGGCGAUGUUUCGGACCCCAGGACCCGGAGCUUUCUCUAUAUUCUGGAUAUUCUUCCAAGGUAAUCAGCUCAAAAGUGGCUUUUCUUAAGGCGAUUUCCCUUCUCUAGAUUUUCUGAAAUACACACAGAAAUACUGCUCUGUAAGCAAACCGUUUUGUGCAACCUCUCCAACCCUGAAAAGAGUCUAGUUUGGGUGGGUAAUGUUACCUGGAAGUCUGCAAACACACUUCUAAUCUUCCUUGGCCAAGCAUGUCUGAGUAGAAGAAGAAGAGAAGAGUUUGGAUUUGAUAUCCCGCUUUAUCACUACCCGAAGGAGUCUCAAAGAGGCUAGCAUUCUCCUUUCCCUUCCUCUCCCACAACAAACACUCUGUGAGGUGAGUGGGGCUGAGAGACUUCAGAGAAGUGUGACUGGCACAAGGUCACCCAGCAGCUGCAUGUGGAGGACACAAGAAUUGCCCACCCGAGAAGAAUGGCAGAGGAAAGUGAUGGACUAUAUGGAACUGGCUGAGAUGACCGGCAGAAUUCGAGAUCAGGAAGAAGGGUUGAUGGAAGAAGACUGGAAAAAAUUUAAAAUAUAUCUUCAGAAACACUGUAAUAUAAAAGAAUGUUAGAAAAGGUUGGAGAAGAAUACUAGACCGUAUUGGCAGACAGGGUAUAAUGGAAUAAGUAAAUAUGAAGUGUAAAAUGAGGAUAGAGGAGAAUUAAAUACUUUCGAAUGUUAAAAUAAGUAAAAGAAAAGAAGGUUAGAAGGAUUUGCUGGAGAUACAAUUUAAACUAGAAUACAAAGCAGGGAGGUGAGAGGAAGUCAUGGAAAUAAGUAAAUGAGAAAAUGGUUGUAAUGGUCUAAUUUGAUUUUUGUCAUUUUUUACUGUGAUUUUUUGUCUUUUUUAUUUCUUUUUUACUGUCUGUUUUUUGUAAGAUGUAUGUGGUUUGUUUUUUUUUCUAUAUCUUUUUUUGUAACUUUAAAAUUGGAAUAAAUAUUCUUUAAAAAAAAAAUUAGUGGGAAAUUGCAAAAACAAACAAACAAACAAACAAAACAAAUACACAGGAUCAAUAUUCAGAUUCCACUAGCUCUUGUGUUACUGAAAUAACGAUCACAUGCUUUCUCUGCCUGGGGCCCCUGAUCCUAGAAAUGCUGAAUUUUUUUAUUUUUAUUUUAUUAUUAUUAUUAUUUGGUCAUCUUUUGAGAGAAAUGGGCUGCCACACGGUUCAGAUGUCAAAUGCAGAAGGCAUCUUAGUGUAAUGGAAGUUUUGAUCCAAACCGUAUCAUUUUAAUAACUAUCCUUUAUAAACAAAUUCUUUUGCAGACUAGCCAAGCUACCCAAAUAUUUACUUUUGGAAAACGUCAAAGGCUUCGAAACAUCUUCUGCUAGGUAUGGUGAAAUAUACCAAGUCGCAAAGUGAUUUCAUGCUCUUUGUUGCAGCUCGUCAACAGUGAAUGAAUUUUCCCCAAAACCUCAGGCUUUUAUACACAUUAUUUACACAACGGGUCCCGUCUGAUUGGCUGAUUCUGCUUCCCUGCUGGAUCCUGAUUGGGCUGCUCCCACAGGCCAAUCAGGUUAUUGCAUUCUAGGAUCCUAUCUACCUAUUGUUCUAGGAUCCAAGCUCAGUAAAUAACAUUUGGUGGAAUUACUUAUUUUCUUAUUUGCUGGAGGGGCGGGAGAGAAUCACAGAUAUGAUGCAAAAGGUCUCUUCAGGCUGGAAAAUGUUGUUUUCGGGGGGGGGGGCGGGGCGGAGAGAUUUGACAUAGAAAAUAUAAUAUCUGCUUUGGAAGGAGGCUUUUGGUGGUCAUCUAAGUCCGGGUGACUCAGCGUAACAGUUUGCAAGUAGAAAAUAUACAUAGCACAACACUUGAGGCAUUUAACUUGUCAUAGUCCAAUUCAUUGUUUUUUAAUAUGUAUAUAUGUAUUGUAUUGCCAGAGAUGAACUCAUACGAACACUAGAGAAGUGUGGAUUUACAUAUCAAGAAUUUCUCUUGUCUCCAACUUGCGUGAGUAAUGUCAUAACCAAAAACAAAUCGAACUCUAAAAGUUCCCAUGUAGAUCUACGCUUUUUGUGUGUGAAAAAGAUGACUGGAUAGUCAGUCUUUUACGUAGUGUUACUGUGGGGUCAGAAAUGAUUAUUGAGCCUGUUUUUAUAUAAAAUAACCAGCUAUAUUCGCUUCUUUAUAAAAUUGUGCUUGCUGUCUCUGUUUCCCUGUUGGAGAAUCUAUCAGGUGUUAUGCUAAGGAAAGCCAGUUUGCAGUCCAUCAACCUGGCCUUUUGAAGUUGAAUUUCUCCCGUUGUCUAUUUGUCAGUAAAGGGACCCCUGACCAUUAGGUCCAGUUGCAGACGCCUCUGGUGCUGCGUCGCUCAUCUCGCUUUAUUGGCUGAGGGAGCCAGCGUACAGCUUCUGGGUCAUGUGCCCAGCAUGACUAAGCCACUUCUGGCGAAACCAGAGCAGCGCACGGAAACGCCAUUUACCCAUAGCUGUCCCUUUUUUAAAGGGAAAUUUCCUUAUUCCAAAUAGGAUUCCUCGCAAGAAAAGGGUAAAGUUGACAGCUAUGCAUUUACCUCCCACCUAUUUAUCUACUUGCACUUUGACGUGCUUUUGAACUGCUAGGAUGGCAGGAGCUGGGACCGAGCAACAGGAGCUCAGCCCGUUGUGGGGAUUCGAACCGCCGACCUCCUGAUCAGCAAGCCCUAGGCUCAGUGGUUUAACCCACAGUGCCACCCGCGCGUCUAUUUGUUAGGGACUCAUUAAUUACCUCUUACCAGCUCGUUUGGAAUGUGUUAAGGCAGGGGUCAGCAACCUUCUUCAGCCGUGGGCCAGUCCACCAUCCCUCAGACCAUGUGGUGAUCUGGACUAUAUUUUGAAGAAAAAAAAUGAAUGAAAUCCUAUGCCCCACAAAUAACUCAGAAAUGCAUUUUAAAUAAAAGCACACAUUCUACUCAUGUAAAAACACGCUGAUUCCCUGACUGUCCGCGGGCCAGAUUGAGAAGGCGAUUGGGCCAGAUCCAGCCCCCAGGCCUUAGGUUGCCUACCCCUGCAUUAAGGAGUCAUUUUAUUGCUCAAGGCCUGUAGAUAGCAAAGAGGCACCUAAGAGUGAAAGAUUUACAAUCCAAGGUAACAAGGAGAAUUAGGAGAUGCUGAGUUAAGAAAGUAAAGUAAAGGUAAAGGGACCCCUGACCAUUAGGUCCAGUCAUGGACGACUCUGGGGUUGCGGCGCUCAUCUCGCUUUAUUGGCCGAGAGAGCCGGUGUACAGCUUCUGGGUCAUGUGGCCAGCAUGACUUCUGGCGAACCAGAGCAGCACACGGAAACGCCGUUUACCUUCCCGCCGGAGCGGUACCUAUUUAUCUACUUGCACUUUGAUGUGCUUUUGAACUGCUAGGUUGGCAGGAGCAGGGACUGAGCAACGGGAGCUCACCCCGUCGUGGGGAUUCGAAUCACCGACCUUCUGAUUGGCAAGUCCUAGGCUCUGUGGUUUAACCCACAGCGCCAUCCGCAUCCCUUUGUUAAGAAAGUACGCACGUGUAAAUAUCUCAUGAAUAUCAAAAGACACAUCCCUUGUCCUUAAAUUACUAAUUUAAAUGUACAUGGGAUGUAUGUGACUGUAUGUGACUUGUGGGGGACACAUGUCAAGGAACAGAAGGAGCAGACCCUGAACUGGGCAUCGUCAGCUGCAAGUUCUUAACCAAAAGAAAUUAGGGGAGGGACAAAAGGGGAGACAGGGGGGAAACGCAGUUUUAAAAGCCUGAUGUAGGCGUCCUCAUGGCCGGCCAACCUUCUUCUGUACCCUUAUUCAAUUGAAUUAAACAAUGUUUUGGAUCUCCUGCCUACAGGCUCUUAUUGGUGUCAGCAGUGCCUGGAACAAUUUAAGGUUUGAUUAGCAGACCCCAACAUUACUACCCGGAUCAAGGCUACUCCAACUAGGGUUUGAUGAUGAUGAUGAUGGCAUUAGUACCCUGCCCAUCUGACUGGGUAAACCCAGCCACUCUGGGUGGCUUCCAGCAUAUAUAAUAAUAAUAAUAAUAAUAAUAAUAAUAAUAAUAAUAAUUUAUUAUUUAUAACCCGCCCAUCUGGCUGAGUUUCCCCAGCCACUCUGGGCGACUCCCAAUCACAUGUUAAAAACGAUACAGCAUUAAAUAUUAAAAGCUUCCCUAAACAGGGCUACCUUCAGAUGUCUUUUCAAGAGAAGAUAGCUAGUUAUUUCCUUCACAUCUGAAGGGAGGGUGUUCCACUGGGCGGGCGCCACCACUGAGAAGGCCCUCUGCCUGGUUCCCUGUAACUUGGCUUCUUGCAAUGAGGGAACUGCCAGAAGGCCCUUGGAGCUGGACCUCAGUGUCCUGGCAGAACGAUGGGGGUGGAGACGCUCCUUCAGGUAUACAGGACCGAGGCCGUUUAGGGCUUUCAAGGUCAGCACCAACACUUUGAAUUGUGCUCGGAAACGUGCUGGGAGCCAAUGCAGAUCUCUCAGAACCGGUGUUAUGUGGUCCCGGCGGCCGCUCCCAGUCACUAGUCUAGCUGCCGCAUUCUGGAUUAAUUGCAGUUUCUGGGUCACCUUCAAAGGUAGCCCCACGUAGAGCGCAUUGCAGUAGUGCAAGCGGGAGAUAUGAAAAAACAUAAUAGAACAUUGAAAAGCGUCCCUUUACAGGGCUGCCUUCCCUCUGCCUGGUUCCCUGUCGCUUCACUUCUCGCAGUGAGGGAACCGCCAGAAGACCCCCCCCCUGUUUAGGACAGUGUUAUUGUUUUGUUAUAAUAAAACCUGGCAUUUUGAUAACUUGGCUGUUCUGCAUGCUGUGGGCCUCGGUUACUUAUUGCAGUCUUUUCCUUGCAGCUUGGCAUCCCAAACUCAAGACUAAGGUAUUUCCUGAUCGCAAGGCUUCAGUCGGAGCCUUUUCCUUUUCAAGACCCUGGUAAGGUGAGGCUGUAGCCUUCUUAGACUUUACCGACUGGUGGGGUCUGUAUUGCUCCCGGACGGGAGGAAGGAAGUCAAAUGACACCGAAUAGCAGAAGGCACUUGCGUGGUCAAGUCCAAAGAAAUGAGAAAUUUCAUGCAGUAUAUAUAUCCUCCAGGCACCCUCUUCCCCCUUCCCCAGGAAUCCAGCCACGUCAGCUUAUACACGCAGGUUGACAUCACACAUGUACCUGCUCCAGUACUCUUAACCAUAAAAGGGUGUUCCCCUUCCUGUAUUCCUUAUCUUGGGGUAAGAAGGUCUCCUGGCGCUGUUCCCGGACUAGGUCUGUACGUCAGAGUGUGGUCAGGAUGUAAGAUAAGACCCAGACAUGCCAUCCCUGCUCCACUGGAACAGCCAAAGCCAUCCAUUGUCGUCACGGACUGAUAAAGGAGAGCGCUUUGAGCACUUGUUUAUACAGCUGGGUUUUGGCUCAAGAGCUCAAGGUAAAGCAUUUUAGAAAUGGUCCUUUGGAGAAGGAAAAAUGCGGAUUUUGGGGCCCGUUCCAGACUGACUACACAGUCAGGUUUUUAGAUUUGGGAAACCCAUUCCUUCAAGGCUGUUUUCUCUGUUCUUCGCAAUACCACAGCUUAGCUCGGCGCAGUAGCCAAAGACAGGGAGGCAUAAACCUGCUGUGAUCUCCUCUCUGGGAGCCAGUGUGGGAAUGUUCAGGGAGGCAGAGAGAGGAUAUAUUGUUUAAUGAUAUUCUUCCUAACUUGUGUUAGCAAGUUCUAUGUCUUAGCAGAGUUUAAACAUCCCCCUUUAAAUGCACAGCGGUUUGCUUGUUGCAGUUUCGUCUGAACCUCUCUCUUUAUAAGAUUCCUGGCAAGAUCCCUUCUUGUCCCUCUUAAAAAGAAUAUACAUGACAAUCUUAUUAAAGCGAAUAUAAGUUCCUUUUUAACCAGUCCUUUUAACCAGUCCUUUGGUUGACCUGAUCAACAUCCCAUUCGCUUUUAAAAUCGCUCAGAAUUGGAAAUCAGAGAUCUUCCCGACAAAGAAAGAUUGGCGGAUUGUUGAUGGAGUACAGCCAAGAUGGAUUGACAGGGCAGAUAAGAGAUCAAAUGAAACAAAAAUUCAAAAAUGAUUGGAAUAUAUUUAAACAGUAUCUGAAAGUCCAUUAUGGAGAAUUAAAUUUUUUGACUGGUUUAGAAUAACUCCUGUAAGGAAAAAUAUUAAAAUAUAGAGGGAAAGUAGGUUUUCAAAUAUAUAGAUACAUGAUGAUGGGUAUUCAACUAAAAAAAUAAUAAUAGAGGACCCAAGUAAGAAGGGGAGGGGAGUCAAGUGCAAAUGGAAUACAAAUGAAUUAAAUGAUUGAGUACAUAUUUUUGUUUUCUUUAUUAUGUUUUAGAAUCACAUGCUUAGUAACGGGAAAGUUGAGAUGUUACAAAGUGAUUUCAUGGAUGUUUGUCAAAAGAAACUAAGAAAGAUGAAUUGCAAAAAUAAAAAUAAAAAAGAUCAAAUAAUUUGGAGCAGUUCAGCAAUGACAGUCAGACAGACAGUGGGUUUUUACUUAAACACAGAAGAGAUAAAACUUCCUUAAUUUGCUUGCACGUUUUUGUUUCAUGUUCAGAUACUGACAGAUUUCCCAAGCCAGGAGCCAGCGAGUUCAGAGACGUCCAGAGUUCCUGCAGCCUCAGCCGAGCACAGCUCCCCAAAGGCUGCAAAAGAUCUAGGCUCUGGUUAUGACAAUGAUGGCAAACAACGCCAACAGGACUUCCUUUUCAAGCUUGAAACAGGUUUCCAAACCUUUUUUUUGUAAAUUCACUAUUAGAAACUGUACCUUUGAGUCCUCAAUCCUUUAUUACUGCGCUUUGCUUUACCUAGGUCAAGCUAGGAUUAUAAUACUUCAGAAUUUUGGGGAGUUCUACCCCCUAUUUUUGAAUUUUGGUCAUUUAAAGUUUAUGAUUUUUCUAUUUCGAUUUCUGGGAAUGGAGUUGAGAGACGACCUAACCUGGGGAGAAAACAGCAAAGACCUGAUGAAGAGAGCACAGCAGAGGUUAUAUUUUCUGAGAAUCCUCCGGAAAAACAAUCUCUCAAAGGACCUGUUGAUGGCAUUUUACCAUUGUACUGUGGAGAGCAUUUUAACUUAUGGUCUGUGUGUGUGGUUUGGGAGCUACACGGUCAGGGGAAAACCAAUGCUGUCCAGGGUUGUAAAGACUGCGGAGAGAAUAAUUGGGUGCACUCUUCCCACCUUGGAUCAAAUCUAUGCUUCCAGGUGCCAUAAGAAAGCUGCAGAGAUAGCGCAGGAUAGUGCGCACCCCGGAAAUGAUCUCUUUCAGCUUCUGCCUUCUGGAAGAAGGUCCAGGGUUAUAAAGACCAGGACUAGCCGCCUGAGAGACAGUUUCUACGCAAAUGCAAUUCUGGUUCUAAACGCAGCAUAAGGGGUCUCUAGUAUAGCGUAUUUUUAAAUGGGGUUUCAGAGUUUUUUAGGGGUUUUUGAAUGUUUUAUGUAGUUUUAUGUAGUUUUGUAGUAGUUUUAUGUAGUUUUUCAAUUUCAUUGUUCUGCAUGGGACAAUGACAAUAAAGAUAUCGUAUAUCUUAUUUCAUUCUGAGGAAAGUGAAAUGAGGUUUGUAGCUGGCAUCCCUUUAAGGCUUUGUCCAAUUUUAGGUUUUCUCAUUUUUUCCCUUCAGCUUUUUGAUUUUUUUUAUUAUUUAGUUUACUUCCACAAGAUAAUAUUUCUAGUCGAUUAUUUCUCGGUUCAGGGAUUUUUCACGGUAUUUCAUUUGUUUUGUGCAACUGAAACAGCGGAACAGCUGAAAAGGAAACAGCAAGUGGACAGGGACCUCUCUGUGCAAAUGCUAAAAGCGUACCUCCAAGAUGACGACGAAAAAAUGAAUCAGUACUUCCUGCCUGCAAAGUCCUUACUGCGUUACGCUUUCCUUCUAGACAUCGUCACCCCCUCUUGCAGAAGAUCGACGUGCUUCACGAAAGGGUAAGCGUCUCUUGAAAUUACGAGUUGGUGCAGUUUCCCAAAUUUGGGUCUCCAGCUGUUUUUGGGCUACAACUCCCAUCGUCCCCAGCUAGCAGGACCAGCGGUCAGGGAUGAUGGGAAUUGUAGUCCCAAAACAGCUGGAGACCCAAGUUUGGGAAACACUGAGUUGGGGGAAUAUGAUCAGAAUAUUAAAGGUUUUGACCUUUAAAGCCCUAUGCAGCCUAGGACCCACGUACUUACGGGACUGCCUCUCCUGUAAUGCCCCAGGGAGGACCUUAAGGUCCACAAAUGACAACACUUUGGAGGUCCCAGGUCUCAAGGAGGUUAGAUUGGUCUCAACUAGGGCCAGGGUCUUUUCAGCACUGGCCCCGACAUGGUGGAACGCUCUUUCACAAGAGACUAGGGCCCUGCGGGACUUGACAUCUUUCCUCAGGGCCUGCAAGACAGAGCUGUUCUGCCUGGCCUUUGGUUUGGACUCAGUCUGACCCUUAUGUUUCCCUCCCCUUAUGGUCUUGAUUUAUCGGCUACUUUUAAAAUGAGGCUGCAUUUUAAAUUGCAUUUUAAUCUGUAUUUUAAAUUGUUCCCCCCCCCAUGAUGUUUUUACUGUGAUUUUAUUGGUGUUAGCCGCCCUGAGCCUGGGGUAUAAAUAAAAUUUUUUAUUAUUAUUUAUUAUAAUUAUGUCAGAAUACAAUAUUUUCUUUGUAGCUUUCUUUUUUAAAAGCUAGCCAAUAAACCAGACUCUUCUGGAACACACCCUUCCUAAAUGCGCUGUCUCCUCUGUCUCCUUGGUUGCUGUACAGCACACACCCCCUGGUGUCACAUUUUAAUCACGUUAAGAGUGGAAUAUCAUCAGAACCAUUCCUAACUUUAAAAAAAAAAAAAGGUUUUUGUUUAUAUUUUUCAAGUUAAUACAUUUCAUUAGUUUGACAAUCAAUUUCACAUUUCAAAGUUUGACUUCCUUCCCCGUCUUUCUUCAGUUCCUUGCAUUUUUUCUUCUGCAUAUCCAGAGUCAUUUACAGUGGUGCCCCGCAAGACGAAUGCCUCGCAAGACGAAAAACUCGCUAGACGAAAGAGUUUUCCGUUUUUUGAGUCGUUCCGCAAGACGAAUUUCCCUAUGGGCUUGCUUCGCAAGACGAAACGUCUUGUGAGUUCUUGCAAGUUUGCUUCCUUUUUCUUAAAGCCGCUAAGCCGUUAAUAGCCGCUAAGCCGCUAAUAGCCGUGCUUCGCAAGACGAAAAAACCGCAAGACGAAGAGACUCGCAGAACGGAUUAAUUUCGUCUUGCGAGGCACCACUGUAAUUUGCUCAUUUAAUUAUCUGCUUUAUAUAUAUACUGUUAUAUUAUUAUUAUUAUUAUUAUGAGCAGACUAGGCUGUGAGAACACCCAGCCCAAACGAGGGCUCACAAAGGACAAUGUUGAAUGGCUUUCAAAUAAACUGAGCUACCCCGAGAGCAAAAUGAUGCUAUUGGGUUGUUGUUUUGGGGCAAAAUAAUUUGUUAAUGCACUUUGUAUGGUUUAUUCAAGACGGACGAUGCAUUAUGCAGCAUAAUGUACCUACUCCUCAUCAAACUGCCACUUAUUCUCAGCUUGUUAGGUAUCACGAAUGUCAACAAAAGUAUGACUUUUUCUAGUCGAAUAUCAAGAGGGCUUCCAAACAGGAGCUUCCAACAGGCGGUUGGAGGAUGGAUGGCAGCUAACAGAUUGAGGUUGAAUCCUGACAAGACAGAAGUACUGUUUUGGGGGGACAGGGGGAGGGCGGGUGUGGGGGACUCCCUGGUUCUGAAUGGGGCAACUGUGCCCCUGAAGGACCAGGUGCGCAGCCUGGGAGUCAUUCUGGACUCACAGCUGUCCAUGGAGGCGCAGGUCAAUUCUGUGUCCAGGGCGGCUGUCUACCAGCUCCAUCUGGUACGCAGGAUGAGACCCUCCCUGCCCACAGACUGCCUCGCCAGAGUGGUGCAUGCUCUAGUUAUCUCCCGCUUGGACGACUGCAAUGUGCUCUAUGUGGGGCUACCUUUGAAGGUGACCUGGAAACUGCAGUUAAUCCAGAAUGCGGCAGCUAGACUGGUGACUGGGAGCGGCCACCGGGACCACAUAACACUGGUUCUAAGAGAUCUGCAUUGGCUCCCAGUACGUUUCCAAGCACAAUUCAAAGUGUUGGUGCUGAACUUUAAAGCCCUAAAUGGCCUCGGUCCAGUAGACCUGAAGGAGCGUCCCAGACACUGAGGUCCAGCUCCGAGGGCCUUCUGGCGGUUCCCUCACUGCGAGAAGUGAGGUUACAGGGGACCAGGCAGAGGGCCUUCUCGGUAGUGGCGCCUGCCCUGUGGAACGCCCUCCCAUCAGAUGUCAAAGAGAUAAACAACUACCUGACAUUCAGAAGACAUCUUAAGGCAGCCCUGUUCAGGGAAGUUUUUAAUGUGUGACAUCUUAGUGUAUUUUUUGUCUCUGUGGAAGCCGCCCAGAGUGGGUGGGGAAACCCAGCCAGAUGGGCGGGGUACAAAUAAUAAAUUAUUAUUAUUAUUAUUAUUAUUCCUCAGCGAGGUUGGUAGCUCUAUCAAACUGCUUUUCGAGACUUUGUAGAAUGGAAGUCUGAAAGGGAGAACAUGACAGACAGCAUGAAAUUCCUGGCUUUGGAGUGUAAAUAGGGCAACCAGCGAAUAAAAUCCUAUUUAGAUUGAGUGCAUUGUAUGGUCUUCUAUUUUUUAAGUUCAGACUGGCUAAUUUUCCACACACACACAGAUUGGCUGCAUUCGAUAAUAAUGUUUCUUGCAGAUUCUUUCGCAAGUUCUGUCUUCUUAACCUCUGCACUCCAUCAAUUCUGGAAAUCUCACCAGAAUCUUAAUACCUUGCUCAAUUGAUUUUUUUUUUUAAGGUAUGGUCACUAUAUAGAAGGAACUGGCUCCGUGUUGCAGACAGCAGAGGAGAUUCAGGUACAGUGGUCUCAUUUAUAUAUAUAGUUUUGAGGUGUAUUUAGGUGUGUUUUCAGAGCUUUCCUCCGGAUGUAUAAGCAGCAAAACACUUUGAAGAAAUCAACCCGGAAUCCCAUAUUUAAUCAAAUAAAAAUAUGGGUUAUGUACAAUCACAAAGAGAAACCUUUUCAAUGUAUGGAGUGUGGAAAGCUUCAGUGAAAAUGGAAAACUUCGUGUACAUCAACGAACUCACACCGGGGAGAAACCCUAUAAAUGUAUGGAUUGUGGAAAGAGCUUCAGCAAGAGUGGAGUGCUUAGAAAUCAUCAGCUGACUCUUACAGGGGGAGAAACCAUAUACAUGUUUGCAGUGUGGAAAAAGCUCAAUUCGUAGUGGGAAACUCACUGUGCAUCAACAAAGUCACACUGGGGAGAAACCAUUUAAAUGUAUGGAUUGUGGGAAGUGUUUCAGUGAGAGAGGAGCUCUUAGAAAACACCAACGAACUCACACGGGGAGAAACCAUUUAAAUGUUAUCAUGCUUGAACAUCAAAGCAGCAGAAAUAUGAGAUGACUGGACCCUUACUGAACUUGAAGCAUGGAUACCCCCAACAAAAAUUUAAAAAAUUCGGCAAAAUAUUUGGAUUUUAUGAUAUGUAUUGGUAUAAUUCGGAUUAACUAAUGUGAUAUGAUUGGAUUGUUAAAUGGAAAACUUAAUAAAAAUUAUUUUUUAAAAAAAUGUUAUCAUGCUUAUGAUAGAAUUUUAUUCUCUUGUUAAUUACCGUAUUUUUUGCUCUAUAAGACUCACUUUUUCCCUCCUAAAAAGUAAGGGGAAAUGUGUGUGCGUCUUAUGGAGUGAAUGCAGGCUGCGCAGCUAUCCCAGAAGCCAGAACAGCAAGAGGGAUUGCUGCUUUCACUGCGCAGCGAUCCCUCUUGCUGUUCUGGCUUCUGAGAUUCAGAAUAUUUUUUUUCUUGUUUUCCUCCUCCAAAAACUAGGUGCGUCUUGUGGUCUGGUGCAUCUUAUAGAGCGAAAAAUACGGUAUGCUGUUUUAAAUGUGUGUUUUAUAUUUGACUUCACUUAGCAAUGUUUGUUUAAAAUUAUUAAUUUUUGCUAACUUUGUGUUAUAUAUGUAUUCUGUAGCUUACCUCCUUUGUAAUGUUUUAUUUUGAAAUCUUUUAAGGUAAUAUUUUAGUUCCCUGUUAAUUAUGUUGCUUUGACUGUAUACUUUGUAUUUGUCUUUUUUCAGAAAUGUUUGAUUGUGGAUUGUUUUACUGAUGUUUUCAUAUGCUGCAAACUGCUUUGAGAUUUUUCUUAGAAUAUAAAGCAGUAUAGAAAUGAAAUAUAAUAAUAAUAAUAAUAAUAAUAAUAAUAAUAAUAGCUUGCCCCUUACAUUCCUGGACCCCUGUGGGUGCCUGAAGGAAAACCUGCUUCUUGGACCAUCUCUUCCUUCCCAUUUUGGAACCCAAAAUCCGAUGAGCCUGUGGCAAUUAAAGUUUCAACUCAGCUCCUAAAGGCUCCUUCAGGGAGUGUUGUGGCAAAUGUGGUAUGCAAUCAAUUGCUAAAGAAGAAACGCAUAGGAAUUCUGUAAAGCGAUUGGUUCACCCCAGAGGUGUUAACUUUUGCGUUUUCCCACAGCUGGAAUCAGUGUUCAAAUCCUUCGAGGGUUUGUCCAAAGACGAGAAGCUUACGAAGCUGUUGACGCUUAAACUGCGGUACUUUACGCCAAGAGAAAUAGCAAAUCUACAGGGAUUUCCUCCUGAAUUUGGUACGUGCCCAGUUAAACUACUACUGCAAAUGCUAAUUGUUGAAUAGUGGAAAAGAUGGACGAAGGACACAGCUCUGUUGGAUUCACAGCUCUUUAUUGCAGCAGUUAGAACUGCUCCUGGAAUCAGACCGACUGCAGCCUAGCUGGCUGUUUUAUAUACUACUAAGUAACUUGAAACAGGGGGACACGGGUGGUGCUGUGGGUUAAACCACAGAGCCUAGGGCUUGCCGAUCAGAAGGUCGGUGGUUCGAAUCCCCACAAUGGGGUGAGCCCCUGUUGCUCGGUCCCUGCUCCUGCCAACCUAGCAGUUCAAAAGCACGUCAAAGUGCAAGUAGAUCAAUAGGUACCACUCCGGCGGGAAGGUAAACGGCGUUUCCGUGCAUAGAACUUCACUGCUAGAAAUAUGAAGUUGUUGCGCUUGGAACUGAGAAAAUUCCUACGAUGGAGGGAACUUGCAUUUGCUUUUAAUUAUCUGUUGUUUUUUGCUUGUCAUAGGUUUUCCUGACAAAGUAACCACAAAGCAGCGAUACCGCCUGCUGGGAAACAGCCUCAAUGUACACGUGGUUUCUAAAUUAAUCUCGAUUCUGGUCGGGUAA